Messenger RNA from Desarmillaria tabescens, 249 nucleotides. RefSeq lists its product as uncharacterized. The transcript has a single exon. The annotation marks the transcript as partial. Lineage: Eukaryota; Fungi; Basidiomycota; Agaricomycetes; Agaricales; Physalacriaceae. The record is from RefSeq and is a predicted model, not a curated record.
ACAAAUCAAAGGUUAGGAGCUUUGCCUCUUGUGAUUGGGAUGUCCAUAAUGAUAUCAACAAACUUUGAUGUUCCUGGUGGUGUUGUGAAUGGAUCCGUCAGUACACUCGAGAAAAUCCGUUACAAGACUGAUGAGGAAGGUCGCCGGUAUGCUUUAUCCUGUGUUGUUAAGCUUCCUUCAAUGAUUGCUGAGAAGCUGCCAGAAUUGGCUGAGCGAGAAGCAGCAGCAUUGCCCGAUGAGGUCGACUUA